UUGCACCCUCACUCUUCAUCCAUCCUGUUCUCCUUGCUUCCCUCCCAGAACACUUGGACCAUGGACUCUGGACUCCCUGAGGCCCUGCACCCCACUCCUGGGGGCACCCUCUCUGCCCCCAAUGCUACCACACCCUGGCUUGGCCGGGAUGAAGAGCUGGCAAAGGUGGAAAUUGGGGUCCUGGCCACUGUGCUGGUGCUGGCGACUGGAGGCAACCUGGUGGUGCUGCUGACCCUGGGCCGGCUGGGCCGCAAGCGCUCUCGGAUGCACCUGUUUGUGCUACACCUGGCACUGACAGACCUGGGUGUGGCGCUCUUCCAGGUGCUGCCCCAGCUGCUGUGGGACAUCACCUACCGCUUCCAGGGCCCCGACAUCCUCUGCCGGGCCGUCAAAUACCUGCAGGUGUUCAGCAUGUUUGCCUCCACCUACAUGCUGCUGGCCAUGACACUGGACCGCUACCUUGCUGUCUGCCAUCCAUUGCGCAGCCUCCAGCAACUUAGCCAGUCCACCUACCCGCUCAUCGCUGCUCCCUGGCUGCUGGCUGCCAUCCUCAGUCUCCCUCAGAUCUUCAUCUUCUCUUUGAGGGAGGCCAUCCAGGGCUCUGGGGUGCUGGACUGCUGGGCAGACUUCCGCUUCCCCUGGGGCCUACGGGUCUACAUCACCUGGACCACCCUGGCCAUCUUCAUUCUGCCCAUGGUCAUGCUCACUGCCUGCUACAGCCUCAUCUGCCAUGAGAUCUGUAAGAACCUCAAGGUUAAGACGCAGGCCUGGAGGUCUGAAGGAGGGGGUCGAAGGACAUUGGACAGGCCCUUGCCCUCUGCUCCUGCAGCUGCUACUCGGGGGCUGCAAUCCAGGGUCAGCAGCAUCAGCACCAUCUCUCGGGCCAAGAUCCGCACUGUGAAAAUGACCUUUGUCAUCGUGCUGGCCUACAUUGCCUGCUGGGCACCAUUCUUCAGUGUCCAGAUGUGGUCUGCAUGGGAUGAGGAUGCCCCCAAUGAAGACUCAACCAACGUGCCUUUCACCAUCUCCAUGCUUCUGGGAAACCUCAGCAGCUGCUGCAACCCCUGGAUCUACAUGGGCUUCAACAGCCACCUGUGGCCACGCCCUCUGCGCCUCAUGGCCUGUUUCGGGGGUCCCCCACCUUGGAUGCUCAGGCAGCUCUCCAAUGGCAGCCUCUCAAGCAGAGGCACCAUACUGCUGACACGCUCCAGUUGUCAACAUGGCAUCAGCCUCAGCCCUAGCUUUGCUGGGAGGCCUGAGCCCAAAGAGUCCCUAAAGGGCUCAGAGCAGGUGGACAUGGAAGCCAUCACGGAGACGGGCACCUUCUAG
Molecule: messenger RNA, 1329 nt
Organism: Erinaceus europaeus (western European hedgehog)
Lineage: Eukaryota; Metazoa; Chordata; Mammalia; Eulipotyphla; Erinaceidae
Gene: AVPR1B
Product: arginine vasopressin receptor 1B
Exons: 2
Coding region: 61-1329 (422 amino acids)
Biological process (GO): G protein-coupled receptor signaling pathway; positive regulation of vasoconstriction; regulation of systemic arterial blood pressure by vasopressin
Cellular component (GO): membrane
Molecular function (GO): peptide binding; vasopressin receptor activity
Source: RefSeq, a predicted model, not a curated record